CAGCGGCGUCUCCGUAGAGAAGGGAGCCAGUGCGGCCGGGUCGCUGAGGAAUAAGGGAGGCGGCCUGCGGCAGUGGGUAGUUCACCGGGCUGGAGACACAGAGCACUCAACCCAACUGCUGCAGUAGAGAGAGAUCUGUGCCACCAUGACUAGAAGAGGGACUUAACCCUUGCAGAAAGGAUUUAACCCUGCCAAGAAGUGGCAGUUGUCCUGCAUUGGGUCCUCCCAGAUAACUUCGAAUAGGCAUUGCCAAUGGAUGAACUGGUGCAUGACUUGGCCUCAGCUUUAGAGCAGACUUCAGAGCAAAACAAACUGGAUGAGCUAUGGGAAGAGAUGGCGCUAAGCCCACGGCAGCAGCGGCGUCAGCUUCGCAAGAGAAGGGGUCGUAAGCGACGCUCAGACUUCACACAUCAGGCAGAACAUGCCUGCUGCUACAGCGAGGCUUCAGAGUCGAGCUUGGACGAAGCUGUCAAGGAUUGCCGUGAGGUGCUGACAGCUAAUUUCAGUGACUCUGAUGACAUGGCAGUGGUCAAACGGCAUCCAGCUCUUAGUGCCACCCUGAGGAGCAAGCAACACUUGUGGCAUGAGUCAGACUCCUUUACAGAGAAUGCGCCCUGCCGACCUCUCAGGCGCCGACGGAAAGUCAAACGUGUGACAUCAGAGGUGGCUGCCAGUCUCCAGCAAAAGCUCAGGGUGUCAGAGUGGAACUAUGAGAGGGGCUGCAGGUUCAAGUCAGCCAAGAAACAGCGUCUUUCACGCUGGAAAGAGAAUGCCCCUUGGACAUCAUCCAGUCAUGGCCUUUGCGAGUCAGGAGAGAACAGGCCCUUCCUCAGCAACGGGGGAAGGAAGGAGCGGAUGGAGUGUGAAGCCGAUGAUCAGAAACAGGGUUCAGAUGAAAACAUGUCGGAAUGUGAAACCAGCAGUGUUUGCAGCAGCAGUGAUACUGGCCUCUUUACCAAUGAUGAAGGCCGCCAAGGAGAUGAUGAGCAAAGUGAUUGGUUUUAUGAAGGAGAGUGUGUUCCAGGAUUCACUGUCCCGAACCUUCUUCCCAAGUGGGGAGCGGAUCACCGAUCUGAAGUGGAGAGGAUUGACUCAGGCCUGGACAAGCUCUCUGUUUCCACCUUCCUUUUGCCCUCACAGCCAGCUCAGAGAGGAUUUCAUGCUCGCCUGAAUCGCCUUCCAGGAGCUGCUGCCCGUUGUCUCCGUAAAGGUCGGAGGAGGCUGGUUGGCAAGGAGACUUCCAUGAGCACUCUGGGCACCGAGAGGCUAAGUCACAUUGUUAGUGAUCCACGCCAGAAAGAUUUUUGGUUACCAUCCAUGGGGAAGAGAGACCACAACCAGUUCAAUCCAUUAUCUCCUCUCUACUCUCUGGAUGUGCUUGCUGAUGCUUCCCACCGAAGAUGCUCACCAGCACACUGCACUGCCAGGCAAGCAAAUGUCCAUCUGGGACCACCAUGUUCAAGGGACAUCAAGAGGAAACGAAAGCCAGCUGCAGCCUCCAUGUCUAGCCCAACAUCAGCAACUUUAUCUGUCCACAUGGAUGCAGCAGAAUCAGAGCUACCAGCAGCACCAUCCUUGAGAUCCCAGAACUCUGAGUGGACUGGGAAAACACCAGCAGCUGAGAAAUCUACUAUUGCUGCCUCCAGUAACUUUUUUAAAAUGCCACCAGAGAAGAGCCCUGGAUACAGCUAAAAGGGAAGCACUGCAACUGUAAAGGCUUGCUCGACUUUGGAAGUGUUUGAUUCUGGUGUUUGUCUGCACCAAACAUCUUGUGUGGCAGUGUGGUAUCUUCAGUAUUGGUGCGUGGUACGUGCCAUCAUCCAGGCUGGUCUGUGUGCCUCACACACCUAAAUCAUGUUUGUGAAUCUAUGUUUGAGAAAAGGUAAUCAGUGUUGGGACUGCAGUGGCUUUUAGAAAUUUUCCUGCUAUCACUGUAUUUAUUACGAAUUCAUCUCUUUUCCUGGUUCCAGCUCAUAUGUAAAGGGUCGUGUACAGGUUUUCUUUGGGGUUUUCAGAUCCUUAUUCACCCUCUGGACAUGUUGCUCGUUUGUGUACUUGGCAUUUUCAGGGUGAAAGUCCCACUGCCAUUCAGGGAGGCAGGAGUCUCCCUCUGCUUGCUUCCAGACCAGAAGGAUUUCUUGGCUGGGGAAUGAGGAGGGAAUGCUAACACAUUGAAACAUGGAACCUGAAUCCUGUAUUAGAAGAAUGUUUUCUGGCCAUGUGCUAACAGACUCAAAUCAUGUUGCUUCUGGCAAAGCAAAUAUGGUGCUUGUCUUUGUAGAAAUUGCCAUUAGCACACUGGCGGCAUUGUCCAUUCAACCUUUUCCUUCUCCCUUACUCUGAAUGUGUUCAGUCUUUAUUGCAUAUUGCAUGUUCAUUCCUGAACCUCCUACUGGAUAAGGAUUUGGGAGAGCUACUUGGACUAAAUGUGCAAGCUGGUGUCCUGGAUGGAAAUCCAGAGCCUUGAAUAUUGUUGCAGUGUGGUAGAAGAUUAUACAAAACAUCCAUAUCUCAGUAUAUAAAUUAAAAAAUGUCUGUUAGUGUUGCUAAAGGAUGCUUGUUGAAGUUAACAUGCCAUUGAACAAAAAAGCCAUUUAAAGUGUCACCUGAGUUCAGAGCAUUAUAGGUAUAGAUCAGACUCCUUCUGUAUCAUGCUUCAUCUUCCUUCAAAAGUAUUGUCUGCUACACCUACUGGAGGUGUCUCCACCUGCUGAUAAUUGCACAUUACACUGCAGUGUACACUAAAGAGAUUCUCUUCGUAGAACGUCCACUUGGUCUGCUGUUACCUCCUGUGUUGCAGAAUACAUGGACAGGGAUUUCUUCUCUCUCUGUACUAACUCUGGAGCUUAUCUUCAACUAUGUUUUAAGAAUAUGUACUUGUAUAGCAUGUACCAAGGAACAGGUGGCCUCCCAGCUUCUUAAGUCCUUUAAGUCCUAUUUGUAUGAAUAGAACUUUUUGCUUUCCUUGUGUGGAGCUUUCAGACAGGACUGUUUAAACUUGUAAAAUCUGUUUUGAUUGUGGCAGUUCAUCUAGCAUUCUUAAGCAGACAGCAAAAUUUGUGAGAUUUUACUGAUUUUGCAGUGUUCUGUUCUCUUAUGAAUCAAAUGACUGAGGGACAGAUUUGAUUGGGUGAAUAUGAAGCAGUGAUUUAUAUUAGCUGUGUGUUAAAAUGGGAAAUGGUCAUAAUAUACACAAAACAAACUGAAUGACUGUAAAUCAUGAUUGACAGAUAUAGUUAGUUAUACUACAUGCACACUGUGUCUGAUCCCCUAAUACCUACUUAUUCUUGGGGAGACGUCCAAAUUGGAUUUAUAUUUUGCAGCACAAGCAAACUGUCAGAUCUGUCAUUAUAAAUCCUUCUCAAAACUCUUUUUUUUUCUUUCUUGUUUUUUUUUUAUUUUUUUUUUAUUUGCGUGGUACAUUUAAGAAGUAAUUAGAACAGGGAAACCCUUUUUACCUUAAUGAUGGAAUACAGAAGUCCAUUUGGAUUACAGGACAAGAUGUAAUAGUUUAUAAAGGAAGAAGUGUUCCUGUUUUAAAGUUGUCAUGGCUUUUUCUUAUUUGUAGCUAUUUUGAACAAUGAUGCCUAAGGGGUAACACAGGAAGUUUCAGCACUGGAGGGCCUGUAAUCUAAAACAUCUGAAAAGAAGGUAAACCUGAAGAGUAGUAGUUUGACUAUCUAGUACUCGUGAAUACAGUGAAUGGGAAAGGUGAGAAUGUUCCCCUGACAACUUGCAUAAAAAAUUUAGGAUUUGAAGCCUUGUAAUCUAAGCUGCAUGCUGCUCUAAUGAUAAUGAAUGGUUCCCUGAAAGAGUAUUUGUGAAAUUGACUGGUUUUGAUCUUGUGGAGUAUCCUUCACAACCUCUCUUAGUUUGAGUCUGUUCAAGAGAUUUACUCAGAUUACUGACCAUUCAGCUUUAUGCAAUAAAUACAAUUUAUUUUAUUUACAUACUAUUUUAGCCAUUGUAUUCCCUUUUAAAAAUCAGUUGUGAUAAAUCUUGCUGCAUUCUAAGUAUUGUCCAAAGAGUUUUUUUCUCUUCUGUGAUGUCAGGAUGCUUUAAAAGCUUUUUCAAGAAAGGUGUUAGGGAAUCAAGAGCUUUCAUCUCAUUGUAGUGGUGGAGGGUUGGGUUGCAAUGCUUCAUGUGAUUUUUCUCUGAGUGCAGGGAAAGAGAAUUUAUCAUAUUUUCCUGUUGAGGUCAGUAGCACUGUUAUCUGGUUAAGCCCUUACUUAGGUUGUAAGCUCCUAGGAGGUAUUUCUUGUCUUUAAAGGCAGAUUGUACCCGUGGCAGUACUGAAGAGCAGCUGUGGCAGUGUCUUGACAAGCCAUACUUCCUGCCAUGGCAACUUUCUGGAAGUUCCAGGAGACUCCAAUUAUUGCAGCUGCCCUGUCUUUUCUAUUUCUAGGUUAGAAUCCAUUUACAAAUCAGUCAGAUUCUCAACCAAAUUCUCCUGAGUGGUAGGCAACCUAAAUGGAUCAUCUCUCUUGUUACUCUAGGGUAUAUAAAAUAUAUCUUCAGACUUCAGUAACUUGAUACAGAUUUUAGUACCUACAGCAUUAUGAGAUGAAUAAAAUAAGUCCAUUGAUUUGCCUCUCUUUUUUCAUCUAAGGCAGAUUUCUUAGAACUCACUCUGCUCACACAGUACUUGGUGUGAAGGAUACUGCUUCCCGUAUGGAUUACUUGAGCAGAAAGGAGUAAUAACAUGCCUUGCUUUAGUUGCUGUGCUUCUGCCAAGAUGGUCCAGUAUGUGAUUAUUGCUCCAAAGAUACUCAGCUCACUCGCAUUUCACUUUUUGUGCACCAGGACUUCCCAGUCUUUUUUCAGUUUUGUCUUCUCUCUAGUUGUCUUCCUCCUUGUGCUUAUGGGACACUUCAACUUUGCAGACAGGACCUGGGAAUACCAUACUACAGUGACAAGCAAGUCUGGGAAAUUCCUGAAGUAUGUUGAAGAUAAUUUGUAGUCACAAGUACUCAACCAACUAGGAAAGAUCCCCUCCUAAACCUGUUAUUUAUUAAUGAAGAAGGAUUUUUGAGAGAUAUGGUGGUAGGUGGCUGCCUUUGCCACAGGAUCGUGAAAUGGGUCGUUUUAAAAUCUUUGAUGUAAUGAGAGAAAUGGUCAGCAAGGUUCCUACCCUGAAUGUCAACAGAGCUGACUUCAGGCAACUCAGUGAGCUAGUUACUAGUGUGCUGUUCCUUGAGUCUGGUCAGUUUUUAGGAAUCACCUUUUAAAAGGCACAAGAGCAGGUGAUCUCUGUGUUGAAAGUCAAACAAGCCAUGCAGAAGCCCAGCUGAACAGGGAACUCCUCUUGAAUCUCAGAAGGAGAAGGAUUCUAUGAUCUCUGGAAGCAAGGUCAAGGUUCACAGAAAAAUUACAGAGCUGUAGUUCACAUAUGUAGGGAGAAGAUAUUAAAGACCAAGACUUAAUUAGAGUUGAAACUGGCCAGAAUUGUUGUGUUAGACAAGCAAGGGUUUUUGAAGUACAUAAAUAGCAAUAGGAGGUCUAAGGAAAACAUUGGACUGAUAUUUGUUGUGAAUGAUCACCUGACAAAUUGGAGUGAAGAAAAGGUGGGGGGCAUUCAGUACUUUUUUUUUGCCUUGGUCUCAUUUUAAUACUGACAGACCUUGGGCUGCUCUGUCUUCUGAUUUGGAGGAUCGUUACUGUGGGAAUAGUGACUUUGUGCACAUGGAGAUUGUAAGGGACCAGCUGAAUGUUUGUAAGUCUAUAAAGCCAGGUGGGGUUCAUCCCAGAGUACUGAAGGAGCUAGUGGUUGUUGUAGCGUGACUUCUCUCAAUCCCUACCAAAGUCUGGGAAAGGUCUAUCUUUGGGAGUCUGGGAAAGGUUUAUCCUGACUAAAAUCUACUCAGUGUUAUUCUAGUUUACUAGAAGGGCAUGAAGUGAGACCCAAGAAACACAGACCUACUAGUCUAGCCCCAGUACCUGGAAAAAUUGUAGAGGAGAUCAUACUGGGUGCUACUGAAAGGCAAUUAAAGUCCUUUAAAUCAUAGAAUCAUAGAAUCUCCUGAGUUGGAAGGGACCCACAAGGAUCACCAAGUCCAACCAAACAGGUCUGGUGAGUGAUGUGGUGGUUGAUGGUGAAGGUGUUGAUACAUACCCCUUCUUGCCUCUGAGGACCUUGUGCAAUUGCAACAGUUUUUCACAGAUGGCAGUGACGAAUCUUAAAAUGACACACUUCUGUGUAUAGGGAGAAGAUGGACAGAAAGAGAAAUCAAAAACUGAGAGAAGCACGUUCCCUAGUUGUUCUUUGCACAUUUCUGGUGGUUCAGUGAGCUCUAGUCAGGAUUAGUGCCCAGCUUGGUAAGUCCUGAAGAAGACUGAACUAAAAGAAUGUAGUUCCUGUCAUGAUGGAUUUAUGAUUUUAAGGUACAGUAACAAGUGGAGAAAGCAGCAAAACAGGAGCUGGAGAGAAACUUGUUAGAGGCUGGGACUAGUGCUACUGGAUGAUAGAUUAGCUUUGUGAUUGUGGUAUGCAGAGGUGUGUCUUGCCAGCAUCAUUCUUGAAUAAUGACAUUGAGUAGGUUAGUGCUGUCCUUCAAACUGUAGGUGCUCUUGCUGUUAUAUUCUGGAUGUUGUGGAGAUCUGCUUAGUGGGCAGAGGAUGAGAAGGGAAAUUGUAGGAAGGGCAACAAGAAGCAUGAUGGAGUGCCUCUUUUAUUGUUGCCCCUUCUGUACUGAAGAAGGAAGAUGCUACAAAAACCUUGUGCCUAGAUACAUACAAAAAGUAUGUGUGCCUAGAUAUUGAAAAGAAAUUAUGUUAAGAGCAUAGGAACUUUGCUUCCUUGUCUUGAGGAACAGUUUGUAACCAGAGAAUUUUUCAGUAAAGGAAAAGUAAAGGAUACUACAUUUGUUCAGAAAAUGUAUUUUAAUGGUCUGUUAGGAAACCAUCAAAGGAAGAUGAACUUAUGUUCUCAUUGUUUUACUUCAUUUCUGUGGUUUUGUUUCCUGUAUUCUGUUCCAGUUUUUGUUUUGUGAUUGUGACAUCCUUUUGUACCAUCAAGUGGAGGAAAAAUUCUUUUCAGUAAUGCUUCUUAAGGCAUGAAGCAUAAGGGGACACUUGCUAUACAGGAGGUAAAAGAUUAUCCUUAGGCCAUUAACUUUACCCAGUACAAGGCUUGAACUCAGCACAGAGGACAUAAUGGCUUAAUUGUACCAAAGCCUCUCUUUUUAAGAGAGUGAAUAGUGCCACAGAUGAGUGCCACAGUGCCACAGGCAGGUCAGCUAAACUGGCAGCAGUGCCUGCAGACCCACGUGUGGCUGGGCCUCAUUCAUUUGACAUCUAAUACAGAUUUACAUUGUAGAGACAGAAGGAACUUUCAACAUCGUUCUCAACUUUAAUGUGGUGAGAAUGCCUUCCCAUGCAAGCAUGGCUGUCACUGUGAGUCAAGCCAGCUGAAAAUAUGUGCUCACUGGCUUGCUGUGUCAAGAGAAUUCUUGUACCAGCUUCAAGAAUUGGUAAAACUGGAAAAUGGACUGGUACAGCCUGUUAUAUCAGAGAAAGAUGCAAAAUAUAUAUACUUGCAGACAAUAAUCAAGAAAAGUAUUGCUGAGUCCUGGAUAUUAUGAGCUAGAGUAUUCAAUGUCCUGAAGCAGAGAUGCCAGUAUUAGGAUGAUCAGGGUUUUGCAAAGCUGCCCUCUUGUCCUUGUAAACUCUGAAGGAAAUGGGAUGAACAGCCUGAAAAAUGCUGUACUGUGUCAGACCAAAGGUCUGCUUGUCUUGGUAGUCUGUCUCUCACAGUGACCAGUUUUGCCUACCUGGGGGGUACUGUAAACAUAAAGCAGUAAUAUAGGGAUACUUUUUUUUAGUGUUCUCUUAGCCCAGUGUCCUGCCUCAAAAAAGAUGUACAAACUUUUUUUGAUGCUGGAGAAAACAUCUUUGAACUUUUGGUUAUAGUAUUUAUCCUGCAAUGGGAUUUAAAUAUAUUUUUACAAGGACACAUCCUGAUGAUGAAAACAUCAAGUAAGGAUUAGCAUAUCUUUUUUUGUAGUCAGUUUUCUUAUUAACUACUGUCUUUAUAAGUAAAUAGCAUCUUCUCUUGGAAUAUUUUUUUCCUAAUAUCAACAUCCUGACAUUGCUUCUUACCAUGCUUUUUUUUCAGCAAGGGUGAAAAAUCUUGUUCUUUCUUUUCAAUUGUGCUUUUUUGACAUGUAUUUGUAUGCCCAGUCAACAAGUCCUAUGUAAGCCACUAACCCAUAUAAAUCAUUUUUCAUAAGCUUCAUACUGUAAAACUUGUCAUUUAACCUCUAAUUGUGCUCCUGCAUGAAAAUCCCCAGUAUUCCAUAUGCAUUCAGUUCUAGUGUCUAUACUUAAAGUAUUCUUCAGAGUUACAAAGUAACUGUUAAGAGUCACCUGUGGUACUCCUCAUAGAGUGUUCUGAUAUUGCUAUUCAGGCUUCCUAUACUCAUAUAGCCAAAUAUGCUGCCAGUCUUUGCUGCCCAAACGAUGCUGUAACCACUACCGUAGGAGUGGUAUUCAGGCAGUUGAACCUAAAAUUCUUACCACUGCUUUUCAAUGUACAAGGUCCUAGAAAGUAAGAAUUAUUUUUUUUUAAUUCAAAAAUCUAUUGCAUUUCUUUUAGCAGUAUUAUAGUGCAAUUUUGUACCAAUCGUAUUUAUAGUUUGCAAUACUUAAGAGCUCAGUCUGUUUAGUUUUAUCAGAAGAAAAUCAAAAGUGUCAUGCCUGUGUGGUAGAAAACCUUUAUGGCAUUGGAAAUUCUAAGUAAUAAAGCAUCUUUUUUGUUGCAGGUGGCAUAUAAAUUAACUUGGAGCUAAAGCCUAGGCUGCCUAGAUUGGUGCAUGUGAGAUUUCAUUUCUGGAGGCAUUUCUAAGAGGCCCAUGAUCUGAGACUGGGCUGGUCUGACCGGAGUCCUUGGGCACUGCCGAAGUCCUUGAAUUCUCCCUCAGGUUUUGACAACACCACAUAGUGAGCCAAAGCUACCAUCAGUUGCAUUUCAGCUUCCUCCUGCUGUCAAAGAGGGCUCUCCUAGAGAUAGCUCACAAAAGGUCUACUCAGAGUCUGCAAAGAGCUGCCUUGUGCAUGUCCCACAUAUUUUAUGAGGUCAUAAGAUUUAGCUGUUUGAUAGGGGUUGGACUCUGGGUUCUUGGGACUUUAUUUUAAGGGUAAUAUGUAAAUAAGAAAGAUUCCUGCUUGUAUUCCUCUGUUUUAAAUAAGAUGUGUAUUCUCUGAAUGAGGCUCUUGCAGAAUCUCUGUUCUGAUUAUAGAAACUGGAAAUAAAUCAAUAUAUGAAAUAA
Zonotrichia leucophrys gambelii is the source of this 9266-nucleotide messenger RNA. It is a transcript of the gene GPATCH2L, whose product is annotated as G-patch domain containing 2 like. The transcript has 11 exons. Lineage: Eukaryota; Metazoa; Chordata; Aves; Passeriformes; Passerellidae. Gene Ontology annotation, cellular component: nucleus. The record is from RefSeq and is a predicted model, not a curated record. The coding region runs from base 253 to 1692 and encodes 479 amino acids.